Molecule: messenger RNA, 1636 nt
Organism: Oryza brachyantha (malo sina)
Lineage: Eukaryota; Viridiplantae; Streptophyta; Magnoliopsida; Poales; Poaceae
Product: malate dehydrogenase, glyoxysomal
Exons: 9
Coding region: 126-1220 (364 amino acids)
Biological process (GO): tricarboxylic acid cycle; malate metabolic process
Cellular component (GO): cytoplasm; chloroplast
Molecular function (GO): L-malate dehydrogenase (NAD+) activity
Source: RefSeq, a predicted model, not a curated record
ACGAAGCCCCCCAACUUGACGAGUUUUCCGUUCGUGUUUCCCCGCGAACUCACCAAGCCGCCUCCUUCGUCUCGCCGACGCCGUCGCUUCCGCCGGCCGCCUCUCGUCGCUGUCGCAGCUUAGCCAUGGAGGAGCAACCCCAAGCGCACGCCGCGGCGGCGGCGGCGGCGGCCCGGCGGAUGGAGAGGCUCGCCUCCCACCUACGCCCCGCCGCUUCUCAGAUGGAAGAAUCCCCCCUCCUGAGGGGCUCCAGUUGCCGUGCAAAAGGUGCUGCGCCGGGUUUCAAGGUGGCCAUCUUGGGUGCGUCUGGUGGGAUUGGCCAGCCACUUGCAUUGCUCAUGAAGAUGAACCCUCUUGUUUCUGUGCUCCAUCUAUACGAUGUUGUCAACACUUCUGGUGUCACAGCUGACAUCAGCCACAUGAACACUGGUGCCGUGGUGCGUGGUUUCUUGGGCCAGCCACAGUUGGAAAAUGCUCUUACUGGAAUGGAUGUUGUGAUCAUUCCUGCUGGCGUCCCUCGUAAGCCUGGAAUGACAAGGGAUGAUCUGUUCAACAUCAAUGCUGGAAUUGUCCGGACUCUUUGCGAAGGAAUCGCAAAAUGCUGCCCCAAUGCACUUGUGAAUGUGAUCAGCAACCCUGUCAAUUCCACUGUUCCGAUUGCUGCUGAAGUUUUUAAGAAAGCUGGAACAUAUGACCCUAAGCGUCUUUUGGGGGUGACAACACUUGAUGUAGUGAGAGCCAAUACUUUUGUGGCAGAAGUUCUUGGACUGGACCCCAGAGAUGUAAAUGUUCCUGUCGUUGGUGGGCAUGCAGGAGUAACGAUAUUACCACUCCUUUCACAGGUGAACCCUCCCUGCUCAUUCACCUCAGAAGAGAUUAGUUAUCUCACCAGUCGCAUACAGAAUGGUGGGACAGAAGUAGUUGAGGCUAAAGCUGGAGCAGGGUCAGCAACUCUUUCGAUGGCGUAUGCGGCUGCCAAAUUUGCAGAUGCUUGCUUGAGAGGAUUACGCGGUGAUGCUGGGAUAGUGGAGUGCUCUUAUGUAGCUUCUCAGGUGACAGAGCUACCUUUCUUUGCAUCCAAAGUGCGGUUAGGUCGCUGUGGCAUUGAGGAGAUAUUAUCACUUGGUCCAUUGACUGAGUCUGAAAGAGCUGGACUGGAGAAGGCAAAGAAGGAGCUGGCUGAGAGUAUCCAAAAGGGGGUAGCUUUCAUCAGCAAGUGAGGCCAUCUUGGAGUUGCCCCAAGUUCAACAUGGAAACACACAAGCUGCGUCUUUGCUUCCUGUGAAGAGUACCUUAUCAUGUAAAGUUUGCCUACAUGAUAUAUGAUCUAUAUAUACGGCUGUAACAGAUGCAAAAUAAAAUCGGUUAAUAAAGUUCCUUCUGAAUAAAAGGAACAUCCUUCUCUGAUCUCUGCCUUGUUAAAUGUUAAUUAAAUUUCCCCGGUCAGUGAACAAUAUCAUCAUCAGGUGUUAUUUGAUCUUGUGAUGACACUUCUAUAUUACAGAUAGAAUAAAGGCGAGGAUAGUUUUUACAUAUCAAGUAACCAAGUGGUGACAGAGAUAUGUAACAUAUAUUAUAUAUUCAGUGUGCCAUGCACAGUUAGGAUCUGUGGAUUGUUUGUUCAUGCAUGUACCAA